Carlito syrichta (Philippine tarsier) is the source of this 1450-nucleotide messenger RNA. RefSeq names its product guanosine monophosphate reductase (gene GMPR). Gene Ontology annotation, cellular component: GMP reductase complex. The record is from RefSeq and is a predicted model, not a curated record. Gene Ontology annotation, molecular function: GMP reductase activity. Gene Ontology annotation, biological process: nucleotide metabolic process. Lineage: Eukaryota; Metazoa; Chordata; Mammalia; Primates; Tarsiidae. The coding region runs from base 34 to 1071 and encodes 345 amino acids. The transcript is spliced from 9 exons.
AGACGCGCCGGGCCGCAGCGCGCCGCCGGCACCAUGCCCCGCAUAGACGCGGACCUCAAGCUCGACUUCAAAGACGUCCUGCUCCGACCUAAGCGGAGCAGCCUCAAGAGCCGCUCCGAGGUGGAUCUUGAGUGUACCUUUACAUUUCGAAACUCAAAGCAGACCUACUCAGGGAUUCCCAUCAUCGUGGCCAACAUGGACACUGUGGGCACGUUUGAGAUGGCAGCCGUGAUGUCACAGCACUCAAUGUUUACAGCAAUUCAUAAGCAUUACUCCCUGGAUGACUGGAAGCUCUUUGCCACAAAUCACGCAGAAUGCCUGCAGCACAUAGCUGUGAGUUCGGGCAGUGGGCAGAACGAUCUGGAAAAGAUGACCAGCAUCCUGGAAGCUCUGCCACAGGUUAAGUUUAUUUGCCUGGAUGUGGCCAAUGGGUAUUCGGAACAUUUUGUGGAGUUCGUGAAACUCGUCCGUGCCAAAUUUCCCGAACACACCAUUAUGGCAGGGAAUGUGGUGACAGGAGAGAUGGUAGAAGAACUUAUUCUUUCUGGAGCAGAUAUCAUUAAAGUGGGAGUCGGACCAGGUUCCGUGUGUACCACCCGCACCAAGACGGGUGUGGGCUACCCCCAGCUGAGUGCAGUCAUCGAGUGCGCUGACUCUGCCCAUGGCCUGAAGGGGCACAUCAUCUCUGAUGGAGGCUGCACAUGUCCAGGAGAUGUCGCCAAAGCCUUUGGAGCUGGAGCAGAUUUCGUCAUGCUGGGAGGGAUGUUUUCGGGCCAUACCGAGUGUGCUGGAGAAGUGAUCGAGAGGAACGGGCAAAAGCUAAAGCUUUUCUAUGGCAUGAGCUCCGACACGGCCAUGAAGAAGCACGCGGGAGGAGUCGCUGAGUACAGAGCCUCUGAAGGUAAGACUGUGGAAGUGCCUUACAAAGGGGACGUAGAGAACACGAUCCUGGAUAUUCUCGGGGGACUGAGGUCUACCUGCACCUACGUGGGGGCCGCCAAACUCAAAGAGCUCAGCCGGAGGGCGACGUUCAUCCGGGUCACCCAGCAACACAACCCCGUGUUCAGCUAACUCCGAGGGCAAAGACUGGCUGAGUGGACGCUUCACACACGCCUACUUCUCCUGUCUCCCUCCUCCUAAUCUGUCAUGUCGGAGCUCCCAGCUGCUCCAGAAUGGUGGAAUGCUGCAUCCUUUCUCCUCCCUCUACCGCCUGGAGGCUUUGGGGUUCUCCCUAGUGCCUUUUGGGAGCCCAGAAGCAGGGCACUGAUUGGGCCAGCGGUCAGAGCCCCGCUGCCCAGAACUCAUAACUUCAUCGUUAAAACCAACACUUGACCUUUUUGUUUCUUCCUGUCUCCCACCCGCUCUUCCUCCUUUUUUUUUUUUUUUUUUUUUUUUCUUAAAAGAAAAUGGUUUCACUUUAAUAUAAUUGCUAAUAUAAUGCUUAAGACUU